This is a messenger RNA of Exophiala viscosa, 1095 nucleotides long. RefSeq lists its product as uncharacterized. The coding region runs from base 396 to 983 and encodes 195 amino acids. The transcript has a single exon. The record is from RefSeq and is a predicted model, not a curated record. NCBI's taxonomy places the organism in Eukaryota, Fungi, Ascomycota, Eurotiomycetes, Chaetothyriales, Herpotrichiellaceae.
UGGGAUUUUGCAGAUCAAUUUACUCUCAUUCUCGUAUGCAUAUCAUCCAUGGUAUAUCAAUUCUUAAAUACUCCCUUUACCAGUCUCGUGCUAUGCCCUGCAAUGCAUUCAAUCAAACAAAACUCCCGAAAUACAUUCUUCCCAAGUCAUCAAACCAUUUUCAUGCUCUCGUCAAACCCAUAUUUGUCCCCAUGCUAGGCCAAGGUCACCUCGAAUAAACACCAUACACAGUCUGCCAUUGUACCAAUUCUUUGGUCAGCGUUUCCAUCAUAUCCUGAGCCCCCAUUGUGCCAAAAUGCUUGUGAUCUGUCAGGUUCAACCCGAAUUCCUCGUCUCUGGAGCUGGCUUCUUUCAGCCCAGCUUCCACUGCACGAAUCAAACUGGCUGUCGGCAACAUGCUCCCCUCUUUGACCCCAUUGGGAGUGCUGGCUCCUUUGGAACUGGAACUCGUACUGGCGCUCGAGUUUUGUGUCUGGCCACUUCUCUCCGUGUGCAUAUGUCCAACAAACUCCAAGAUUGCUGCCACACGUCUCCUCAUCUCAUUCAAGCUGGUCCGGGCUGGAUGCGUUUUCGCUUUGGAACUGCGACCACUUUCACCUCCAUUGGCACCGGUAGGAGAUCCUCCGAUACCGUUGACAUCAUGUGACGCAUCUCUUGCAGGAGUUCCAUCUUCACCGUUAUCUUUGGUAUAUUGGUUUCUUCCCAACCUUCCACGCCUCGGCGCCGGUCUUCCAGUCUUUCGGUUAUGGUUUGAUCGAUUCAAGGGAGGUGUAUCUGCUUUUAUCUUGCCAUUGGCUAGUGCGACUUUCGACGGUGAAAGAUCUGGCGUAGGUGGUGGAGAAUCUACUUUUGUUAGCCAUCCAUCCGCAACAAUCGGCGAAAUGAGUCUUACCUUCUCCUCUUCUCCGUUCCGAUCGAGCAGCCCGCUUGUUUGCCGCUUCUACACGCUGAGAAAGCAUCUGCUCCUUCUGCUUUGCUCGUAGUUCGUUUUCUUUAUUGGUUCGUGCUACUGUUCCUCUCAAUCUCUGUGAAGCACUCUUUGAAGACACAUGGUUCUUGCCGCCACCGUUUUCCUCUGUAGUUGGAUCGGGAGAC